AGCUGACACUAUUCUUCAGUCGCGUUUGAACAGUUCGUCGUUCCUCUUCUGGGCAUCACGUUUCCACAGUUUGCACAGUUUCCGCAGUUGGGCUCGGGGCUUGCUUGAACGUUGUGCGUGAGACUUGGCCGUGAAGCAUUUAGGGCCGUGAUUUGAACCUCCGAUCGAUCCUACUAGACACCAUGUUGGCACGAGGAUCCCGCCUGAUUUUGGGCGCCCAGCCCAGCUUGAGCUCGGUUUCGAGCCAUUGGUUCCACUCCGUAAGGGCCUCAGCCCAAACCCAGAUUCCGAGUUUGGCUGCCGCUCAAAGCUUGUCGUCCAAGUACAAUCUGGAAGCCCGCCGAGCCAAAUCCUCGGGCGUGACGGGUCAUGUCAUUGGCAUUGACUUGGGCACCACCAACUCGUGCGUGGCUGUUAUGGAAGGCAAGCAGGCCAAGGUCAUCGAGAACGCCGAGGGAGCCCGUACCACGCCCUCAGUGGUGGCUUUCACGCCAGAGGGCGAACGAUUGGCGGGCAUGCCGGCCAAACGUCAGGCCGUGACCAACUCGGCCAACACCUUUUACGCCACGAAACGGUUGAUCGGGCGACGAUUCGACGACGCCGAGGUCAAGAAAGACAUGAAAAUGGUGUCCUACAAGAUCGUCAAAGCUUCGAACGGAGAUGCUUGGCUUUCGAGUACGGACGGGAAGGUGUACUCGCCUAGUCAGAUCGGAGCUUUCGUCCUGACCAAAAUGAAGGAAACUGCCGAUUCCUACUUGGGCACCAAUGUCAAGAACGCCGUGGUCACCGUUCCUGCCUACUUCAAUGACUCCCAAAGACAAGCCACCAAGGAUGCCGGUCAGAUCUCGGGCUUGAACGUGCUCCGUGUCAUCAACGAGCCCACUGCCGCUGCUUUGGCUUACGGUAUGGACAAGUCCGAGGACAAGGUCAUUGCCGUGUUCGACUUAGGCGGGGGUACCUUCGACAUCUCCAUCCUGGAGAUCCAGAAGGGCGUGUUCGAGGUCAAGUCCACCAAUGGCAACACGUUCUUGGGAGGCGAGGAUUUCGACAAUGCUCUCUUGCAAUAUCUCGUGUCAGAGUUCAAGAAGGAUCAGGGAAUUGACUUGGGCAAGGAUGGCAUGGCCUUGCAACGCGUCCGAGAGGCUGCCGAAAAAGCCAAGGUCGAACUCUCCUCAGCCCUUCAAACCGACAUCAAUUUGCCUUAUCUGACCAUGGACCAAUCCGGACCCAAGCACAUGAACAUGAAGCUGUCCCGUUCCAAAUUCGAAUCCAUCGUUCAAGAUCUGAUCAAGAAAACCAUCGAACCGUGCAACAAGGCCAUGAAGGACGCCGAGGUGUCCAAGUCCGAUAUCGGAGAUGUCAUUUUGGUCGGAGGUAUGUCUCGUAUGCCCAAGGUCCAGGAGACCUGUCAAACCAUCUUUGGCCGCAAUCCCUCCAAGGCCGUGAAUCCCGACGAAGCCGUGGCCAUGGGAGCCGCCAUUCAAGGCGGUGUCUUGGCUGGUGACGUGACCGACGUCCUUCUUUUGGACGUUACGCCCCUCUCCUUGGGUAUCGAGACUUUGGGCGGGGUGUUCACCAAGCUCAUCAACCGAAACACGACCAUUCCCACCAAGAAGAGCCAAGUGUUCUCCACGGCUGCCGACGGUCAAACACAAGUCGAGAUCAAGGUGUUCCAAGGCGAGCGCGAAAUGGCAUUGGACAACAAGCUCUUGGGACAAUUCCAAUUGGUGGGCAUUCCACCCGCCCCGCGGGGCGUGCCCCAAGUGGAGGUCACUUUCGAUAUCGAUGCCAAUGGGAUCGUGAAUGUCCACGCCCGAGACAAGGGCACCGGCAAGGAGCAACAGAUCGUGAUUCAAUCCAGUGGCGGCCUGUCCAAGGACGAAAUCGAGAACAUGGUGCGCGAUGCCGAGGCUCAUGCUGAUGCUGACAAGGUCAAGAAGGAAAGGAUUGAGGCUGUGAAUCAGGCUGAAGGUAUCCUUCACGACACUGAGACCAAGAUGGACGAGUAUAAGGACCAAUUGGAUGCGGAAGAGGUCAGCAAGAUGAAGGAGAAGAUCCAAGAGGUGCGGGAUAUCUUGGUCAAGAAGGACGAGAUGGAGCCCGAGGAGAUCAAGAAGUCCGUGAACGACCUCCAACAAUCGUCGUUGAAAUUAUUCGAAAUGGCUUACAAGAAGAUGUCCAAUGAGCGCAAUCAAGACUCAUCGUCGUCGUCGUCAUCGUCCUCAGAGAGCUCAUCCUCCACUGAAGGUUCGGAGGAGAAGAAAGAUGAAGGAAAGAAAGAGGAUAAACAAUAAGAAUGACAAAGGCCCCCCAAAACCGCCUUUUCUGAACUCUGUGCAAAAUUCAUUCUUGACUAGAAACCAACGUCCCCUUGUCCUUUUUUCCCCCACAAGCUCAUCUGCCUCGAGAGUCUCAUUUGACGCAUUUGUUUUCGUCCCCGAUCUAAACGAGCUUAUUCCUUCGUCUCCAAGUGAAAGACACAAGUUUCAUUUUCUGUCCGUCAAACACUUGGCCCAAGGAAUGUCUGUUCUAGGACCUGCCCCGCUAACCGUCUCUCGUCAUUUUUUAUGUAUGAUAAAUCAUCUUUAGUAGCCAGUUCAAUUGUAUUGCGUCUGCUAAAAAGUGCUGAAAUACAAUUUCAAGUCUAAA
Messenger RNA from Tigriopus californicus, 2649 nucleotides. RefSeq names its product stress-70 protein, mitochondrial-like (gene Hsc70-5). Bases 183 to 2294 code for a protein of 703 amino acids. The transcript has 5 exons. Gene Ontology annotation, molecular function: ATP binding; ATP hydrolysis activity; heat shock protein binding. The record is from RefSeq and is a predicted model, not a curated record. Gene Ontology annotation, cellular component: cytoplasm; mitochondrion. Gene Ontology annotation, biological process: cellular response to unfolded protein; protein refolding. NCBI's taxonomy places the organism in Eukaryota, Metazoa, Arthropoda, Copepoda, Harpacticoida, Harpacticidae.